AUGUCUAAAUCGGAUAAAAUGGAUGAUAUAGAACUCGAAGAUCUUGAUGACGUAGAUAUAACUUUGAUGACACUCAGAAAACCAACGGAGUUAAAGAAAGUAAUCGAUUCUGUCCCAAAACCAUCACGAGCCGUACCAAAAAAUGGCUUGCCUCUGUGGUACAAGCUUGGGCUGGAGUCUAAGUUGCCAGUACCAAAAAUGCCGGUUGGAAAAAUUCUAUUUUCACGCGGGAAAAUAGGCGAAGAUGUCAGAAGACUCGGUCUCGGUGGAGGAGGGCAGCCAAAUUUUGACUUAACAGAUCCUUACUGCAACAACGUGUCCUACGAUUACGUACCUAUGCAUGAUCCACAUCUUGCUCAUCAUUUUGCCCAGAAGCCUGCUAGAAAGAGAAUGCAGUCUCUCGGCUUUUGCACUAAGGAUGGAAGAGCAGUCUGCUCGUUAAAAGAAUUCAACCAGUAUCGAAAAUAUUUGUACAACCAAUUUAUGGAUAAAAUUCAUGUGACUAUGUUUCAAUUGGAUGAACGAGCAAAAGACGACUUGACACUAAAACGCGUUGAUAUGGACGUAGCCAGAAGAUUACAAGUUUUUACUAAGGCGGAGAGAGCUAGAGAACAUCUAGAAAGAAUAGCUAAAGAACAUGCUGAAGAGUUUGCUGCAAAAAAACGAGCGGCAAAAGAACAAGAAAGGAAAAUUGCGGCCAGAAUGAAUUACCUUGCAGAAUAUAAUGAAAAACAACGAAAGGAAAGAGCGCAAAAGGCUGCAGAAAAACAAAACAGAAUCAAACAAAGGGUAGAAGCAGCAGCAGAAAUGGAAUUGAGAAGAAAAAUUACCAUGGUGCGACAGUGGCGAGCAAACGAAAAGAAGAGAUUAAACAGACUGAAGAUGGAAAGAGAAGCAAAAAAGAAACAAAUAGAAGACCAGGCAAACAAAAAAUGGUCGGCCCGCGUAAACGCUCAGAACAUGAAAAUCCAAGAGGAAGCCCUUCUUCUGAAACUGUAUACGGAAGAUAUGACGGCUGGUGCUACAAGAAGAGCCAAGAAGGCGGAGAUAUACGCAUACAAUACUGAUUUGGAGCUACAACGUAUUCGAUUAGCCAACUGGAAAGCUUUGCAUGGAGGAACAGCUAAAGCAGUGCAAUUGGUCAGAAAAAUGGGCGCCGAAUUUGAGAAGUCGAAACGUGGCGCUAAAGGGAUGUCGCCUGAGCUGGCGCAGGAAUUGGCUGAAGAAGCAAUGAGUGCUACUCUCUCCACUCGUGGUGAUGCUCUCAUGACGCUCGGCCAGGCUCGCGCUAGGAUGGACCUAAUAGUUGUGUUACCAUCUGCACCUAUCAGAAUAUUAGAUGAGAUGCUGGAGAAUGCAAUAAUGGAGUUCGCUCGUCGUCGUGUACACCUCCUCUUGAGUGACGUGGAGCGCGUGGUGCGCGCCCGCGCCGCCAGCGUGUUCUUCAAAUCAUAUAGACCACAGAUCACAAGGAAAGGCGCACAACAACCUCGUUGGUCAGUUAAGCUUGUCGCUGACCUCGCCGAAAAGUUCGCGGAAGUGCGUGGCUCUGGCGGCCCCAUCGCAUUUGGGCCUAUCACCGAUAUACCAGUUCAAGAAACACCUCCGCAAGAAGGUACCCAAUGGAAGAGUGUUAAAGACAGGCCCCCUACGCCUGUGCCAUCACUGAUAAAAUUAGCUGAAGUGACAUUCUGUGACCGCGUGGAAGACCUACCUGACCCCGUCACCCACGGCCUGUAUUUGCCCGAAAGAAGAAAGCUGCUAGAGAUGGUAAACGCAUCUGCCAAACUGCUAUCAAGAUGUGUCAGUCAGCGAGUGCAAAAGGGAAUGGAUAUCACUACAGGGAAAGUGACGUUACCAAAAUGCCGACACGCCAUGGAAUGGGGUGAAACGGUAGAAAGCAUGUCAACUGCAGUCGUAAAUAACCGCAUCCAACCUGAUUCAGCGGACAUCAGGCGCACCGGAGAAUUCCUAGCAUAUCGCAUAUUGUUAUCUCUGUCUAAUGAGAUGAAAAAAGAGAAGCAGAUGCUGGAGGUAAAAUGGUUCCUCCGGGAGACGUAA
This is a messenger RNA of Arctia plantaginis, 2061 nucleotides long. The record is from the annotation of a GenBank genome assembly. NCBI's taxonomy places the organism in Eukaryota, Metazoa, Arthropoda, Insecta, Lepidoptera, Erebidae.